This is a messenger RNA of Diaporthe citri, 888 nucleotides long. RefSeq lists its product as uncharacterized. The transcript is spliced from 2 exons. Lineage: Eukaryota; Fungi; Ascomycota; Sordariomycetes; Diaporthales; Diaporthaceae. Bases 1 to 888 code for a protein of 295 amino acids. The record is from RefSeq and is a predicted model, not a curated record.
AUGACGACAACAACGUCAACAUACUCUUCGCCAAUACUGUCCUCCUUCCCGCUGGACGCCCUCACAACAACUUUCACCCCGCCAGCAUCAUGUAGCGGGGUAUAUAGUUCCGGAGGCGUCGCCGUCAUCGACGCGGACCUAGCCUGCCUCCCCCAGGGUUUUACCUCGCUAUCAACAAACUACUUCUCCCCGGGUAUACAAUGUCCAGCCGGCUACGUGACAGCAUGCAACGACAACGCGGGCGUGAGCUCCAUCACGACGGUGACGUGCUGCCCGUACCGGGGCGAUAUAACCCUGGGCUGCGUGACGCCCAGCACUUUGGGUGGCGUGUGGGAGACUCUCUUCUGCACCUGGAUCGCGCCCGAGUCAGGCACCACAGUGAGCAUCACACUUGAGGAGGGCGGGACGACCUCAACGACGGCGGUGAGCAUGACCUCGCCCGGUGGGAUUAAUGCCCUCGGCGUCAGGAUGGUCUACCAGAGCUCCGACCGCGGCCGCGUCGGGGACGUCCACGGCGACAUCCACCGGCCCAACAAACACGGGCACGGCGCCGGCCUUUCCACGGGCGUGACCGUCGCCAUCGCGGUCAUCAUACCCCUGGUAGUCAUCGCCGUCGCGGCGGGGCUGUUCUUCUUCAUACGCAAGCGGAAGCAAGCGCAACAGGGGCAGAAGCCGGGCGAGGGGGCAGCGGGACUGCCGCACGACUACAGCAAGACCGGGUACAGCGCCGUGGCCCCUGGAGCAGGUGGUUACAGCCCGGCUCCGCCUUCGGAGGUGUCUGGCGUCGGGGCCUACGGCGUGAGGAACCAGCAGCAGGAGCUGGUAGAGCUGGGACAGCAGGAAGCGCCGGUGGAGUUGCCUGCUCAGCACUAUCGAGACUAUCGGUAA